AUGGGGGGCUUUACGAAGAUACGGGCGGAGCAGGGCGAGAAGCAGAAGGCGCUGGAGGAGCGCGACAUGGCGGUUUUCCAGGAGGUGCUUCCGGAGGCUGUGAGCAAAGCCAACGCCGCCGAGGAUGCCGUGGAGAAGGCCGUCAUCACCUCCGAGAUGAUUUCCGCCGGCGGGGACGACCUGGAUGAAGUCCGACAGGCCGUCCAAGAGGCACAGAAGGCCAUGGGCGAAGCGAGGAUCUUCCUCAACGCCAAGCAGGCGAGCGCGAGGCGGCAUCUGGAGAGGGCAGGUGCCCCUCAAAAGAAUGAGGAGCUGGGCGAGCCCAAGCAGCAGGGCAACGUGAUCGCCUUCGGGAUACCCCAGGUGCGGGCCCUGAAAGCGGACCCCAAACUCACGGCCACGUCCUGCGGGUACGUCGCCGAGGAGUACACGCUUUCGUCGGCCAGCGUGGACUCGUUCAUCCCAGGCCUCGUCUACCUCCCGGGCUUUCUGACCGUGGCCGAGGAGCAGGAACUCCUGGCUGCCAUCGAGGCGGCGACCUGGGAUGGCGACAACAAGUCCCGUCGAACGCAGCAGUAUGGCUACGGAUUCCACUGGCGCCAUCGGCAUUCGAACGCAUUGGUGAAGCUGGAACCACCUCGCGACGCGAUGCCGGCAUGCUCGGAGGCCAUCCUGGAGCGCCUGGUCCGCGAUGGGCACCUUGCGAGCUCUGCGUUCGACCAGUGCAUCGUCAACGACUACACUGGCGGCCAGGGCAUCAAAGCCCACCGAGACCGGGAGUUCUUUGGCGAGGCUGUUGUGGGCUUCUCCCUGCGCGACCGGGCGAUCAUGGACUUCCGAUGCAUCCGCAGCGGGGAGGUCCGGGCGGUGCUCUUGGAGCCACGGUCGGUCCUCAUCCUGACAAAAGACGCGCGAUGGUCCUGGCAGCACGCUAUCACACCCGCCCCGACGCUGCUGUGGCGUGGCUCCACCUUGCCGCGUGGACACCGAACCUCUCUGACCUUUCGGAGCAUCGCGGACUGGGGUGUGGUUGCCGAGGCGUAG
Symbiodinium natans is the source of this 1044-nucleotide messenger RNA. The record is from the annotation of a GenBank genome assembly. NCBI's taxonomy places the organism in Eukaryota, Dinophyceae, Suessiales, Symbiodiniaceae.